Messenger RNA from Phycomyces blakesleeanus NRRL 1555(-), 753 nucleotides. RefSeq lists its product as hypothetical. The coding region runs from base 1 to 753 and encodes 250 amino acids. The transcript is spliced from 4 exons. NCBI's taxonomy places the organism in Eukaryota, Fungi, Mucoromycota, Mucoromycetes, Mucorales, Phycomycetaceae. The record is from RefSeq and is a predicted model, not a curated record.
AUGAUUCCAAAGGCAUUCACCAACACGAACGUCUUCAAGACAGUUCUCCCUCGACAGAAUGGGUGGUUAAAUACUUUGUGCCUCCGAGAACGCCCAGUUAAGAGCCAUUAUGGAAGACCGGCAAACACGCAUAACCGUACACGAAGGACAGUGACAAGCACUUCAAAACUCAACGCACUUAUACCACAGAACAGCUCCCUCAUCGAGAAACUCUGUGCUGUCAAUGAGCACAUCUUCAGGCACAAGUUCCCGGUGCUACAGCCUUCACCACCACCAUCCUCGCACCCACUACUUUUUUUAUCUGCUACCAAAAAGGCAACAGGCAAGGAAUCCAAGCACUCCAAGCUCACCACUGCCCAAGCCUCCCGCGCCAUACAGCCCGAAAGUAGGCCAUCCGUGUAUUCGUUUGUAUACCUGCCCUACUGCAACCACCUCAAGUACUCUCAAGUACGAAAGCUCUUGAGAACACUCAAGAUCCAACAGUCAUACAGUGGUAUGUCUGUGAAGACCGCUUUUGAUACCUUGGAUCGUCGGAUCCAUUGCUGGUCUGACACACCCACAAAACUGACCAUGUGUGCCAACGACUUGUCUACAAGCUACACCGCCAACGUCUUCUCGCCCUCUGCCUUCGUCUCUCUCCCGUCUACCUUGAGCAGUAUUUGGAAGAUUGAACUCUUUUGUCUGGCCUGCCCAAAGUCCGGAUUUAAAUCCCACCGAGAAUUUAUGAAGUACUCUGGAAAGGCGAAUCGAUAA